Melampsora larici-populina 98AG31 is the source of this 1755-nucleotide messenger RNA. RefSeq lists its product as uncharacterized. The transcript has 5 exons. The record is from RefSeq and is a predicted model, not a curated record. Lineage: Eukaryota; Fungi; Basidiomycota; Pucciniomycetes; Pucciniales; Melampsoraceae. The coding region runs from base 1 to 1755 and encodes 584 amino acids.
AUGCCUUCAGCUACUCGUUCACAAAAAUCACAAAAAUCCAAGAUGGCUCCAAAGAAGAAAGCAUCAAGCAAACAAACCCAAAAUCCAGGUAACAACUCGAAGACCCGUCACACUCGUCAAUCUCAACAGAAUGUAGAUGACAACAACACUGAAAACAACCAAGGUUCACCUGGACCUACCAACACCCAAUCUCAAACCGAAACCUCGCAGCCCUUGUCCAAAAAGAAUCAUCGAAAAGCCGGCAAAGCAUUUAGGUCACGCUUUCCUGGACUCGAAUUGGACAACUUCGAGGAAGAACUCCCAAAAUGGACUCUUGUGUCUCUCCGCGAAGCCAUAUUUCAUCAACAGUCUCGACGCAGCACUGCUCAUAAAGACAUCAAGGACCUUGUGAAGAUUAUGCGAAUGGAGUUUGAGAAAAGAAUUCUCAUGAUCGCACUGAUGGCUGGAGUUCCUGAAGUGGUCAUUUGGAACUUGGUAGGAUUCGGGUCUAAAAAGACAAAGGCCAACCCUUGGAUUCGCUUUCUCUCGUUUUGCGUGAAGUGCCUUGGUAAAGCACUUCCUGAUCGUGAUGACAAAGACGCCUGGGUGGAUCAUAAUCAGGACAUGUCAAACAAGUGGCACACUUUGAGCAAGGACCAGAAGAAUGUUUUCCGUGAUCCAUAUUUCUUCGCAUUAGCCGACCUUCCAGACUAUGCCAGCCACGAUCCUGAAGAGGAAAAUACAGACGUAGACGAAGAGAAUGGAGUCAAUGUACAAAGUUUUGAUACUGUUACACCGGCGCCCCAGGUUUAUAAACUUUCGGAUGCAGAAAAGGACAAGUAUCAGCCACUUUUUGAUGAACUUGUCAACAUCGAAAAGGUUCAUCUUUGUCAUGGCAAGCCCGAACCACUUCCAACCAUUGCUACUCUUCAAAAAAAGUCGCUUAUUGCUGUAAAGAAAGCACAUCACGAUUUUGCUGUUGUUUGUCAACAGAACCAGAUAGCCUACUAUCUAACUACUGCUAGUUGUGGGGGGGUUGACGGAUGGUCACAAACCUAUUCAAACGAUGUGUGGUUUGCAAAAUGGGCAGUCGACACGGCCCAAGUUCCUCAAAAAUUUUCAACUUACAUCCAUGGCAAAGAUACUGCUAAAGAGAUUGAAGGUUCCACUCGACAACCUAGUGACCAAGGGAGAAGUCUUUUAGGAAAGCGGCUCAACGAAAUGUUGGGUGUACAUGUGCGCGGUGGUGUAUUUCCGAAAAAGCCCAAUCCUGUCGCUGCUAUCGAAGCCAAAGGGUGGCCAGUGAAAAUCGUUCAAAAAGCGGGAUCGAUGCUUAAUAGAUGCGACCUGGAUAUUGGCCACCGAAAAGUUCCGUAUGCGGUAGUCAAGUUGUGGUCGAAGGACAUUGAAAAUGGAAACUUCACCAUUGUCAAGACCGGCAAUGAGCAACUGGAAGAUGCACCAAAUCAAUCUGAAAGUAGAUCGACAGUCGGAAAGAAGCGAAAACAUGAGGCUUUGAAAGAUACUGGAAGCAAGGCAAUGCAGGCUGGACCUAGUGAAAGUCGUCGUCGACUCGAGGAAUUGGCGCGAGGAGACCGAACCCAAUAUGAAUCUCGGCGUCAGAAGAAAAUUAACAAACGUCAUAAAUCGAGUAGGUCAGACUCUGAUGAGGACUCUGAUGAAGAGUCUGAUAAAGAGUCCGAUGAAAACUCUGAUGAAGAGUCUGAUAAAGAGUCCGAUGAAAACUCUGAUGAAGAGUCUGAAUCUGGUUGUUAG